AUGAUCAUUUCCACGUGGCUGAUGUAUAUCACGGCACGGAAAGGCAUCGGCGCUCCCUUCCUCUCUGCUGGCACCCCGGUUGAAGACGGGACCUCCAGGUUCUUCAGGUGGAUGCUGGCUGGCGCGGCGGCGCAGCGGGCAGAGUCUGCAUCGGCUCCUCCAGCAUGCCUGGCAGCGAGCAGGCUGGACCCACAGGUUGGGAUCCGUGGGCUGAGCGUGGCCGUGCCCCACGGAGGUGUCUGGGAGCUCGGCAAGGAUGAUGGGGCCGUCGUUGCGUGCCCGCUGGGACGGUCACUCAGCCACUCCUUCCUGGAGGACAGGACCACAAUCCAGCUCUUGAGGCGGAGCCAAACCCAGGUCUGCUGUGUGCUGAGCGUGUCAGAGGACGAGGUGGCACAGGAAGGGCUGGAGCAAAUGGAAAACCGCAUGUCCCGGCUGGUGCUCCAAGCCAAGCCGGACACCAAGCCGGACACCGAGCCGGACACCAAUGCCCAGGUCCUGCUUUCAAGCGAAGACUAG
Molecule: messenger RNA, 519 nt
Organism: Aptenodytes forsteri (emperor penguin)
Lineage: Eukaryota; Metazoa; Chordata; Aves; Sphenisciformes; Spheniscidae
Gene: SPATA19
Product: spermatogenesis associated 19
Exons: 5
Coding region: 1-519 (172 amino acids)
Source: RefSeq, a predicted model, not a curated record